Molecule: messenger RNA, 3038 nt
Organism: Gossypium arboreum
Lineage: Eukaryota; Viridiplantae; Streptophyta; Magnoliopsida; Malvales; Malvaceae
Product: G-type lectin S-receptor-like serine/threonine-protein kinase At4g27290
Exons: 7
Coding region: 193-2643 (816 amino acids)
Biological process (GO): recognition of pollen; protein phosphorylation
Molecular function (GO): ATP binding; protein serine/threonine kinase activity
Source: RefSeq, a predicted model, not a curated record
UUUUCCACUGCUACUGGUCUGUAUUGGAGAAGACUUCCAAAGUUUUAAUUACUACUGAUCAUUGGAUACCCUAUGCCUGAGGUCAUUUCUUCAAUACUUGCAUUAAAUAGUCAAUUCAUGUGUUUAGAAUGUUCAAUCAAAUUGAACCAAUACUUAAAUUUUGCAAGCAAUGUGCUAUCAGGCUAGACAUCCAUGGAAAUGAAUUUCCAUUUUUACAGUGCUUGUUGUUUCCUUAUCAUCUUCUCAAAAGUUUCAACUGCAAUCGACACCCUUUCUCCAUCAGAGUUACUCGCUGAUGGCAUGACCUUAGUCUCCAGAAAUGGAAGGUUUGAAUUGGGUUUCUUCACUCCUGGCAGUUCUGAGAACCGCUACCUGGGAAUCUGGUACAAAAAUAUCCCCAUGCAAACUGUUGUUUGGGUUGCAAACAGGAGAAAUCCAAUAAACAAUUCCACUGGCAUGUUGAAGAUAGAAAGUAGUGGCAAAAUCCUGAUUCAAGUUCAGAACACAACAGUUGUAUGGUCGACUAAUUCGACAGCAAGAGUUCAGAAUCCAAUAUUGCAGCUCCUGGAUUCUGGUAAUCUCGUUGUCAAAGAUGGAAAGGAUAGUAAUCCAGAGAACUACAUAUGGCAAAGUUUUGAUUACCCAUCAGAUACAAUGUUACCAGAGAUGAAAAUUGGUAUUGAUUUAAGAACUGGUUUCCAUCGAAGACUAACAGCCUGGAAGAACUGGGAUGAUCCAUCUCCAAGUGAUCUUACAUAUGGUAUAGAACUCAAAGGAAAUCCAGAGCUGGUGCUAAGGAAGGGCUUAGAAAAGUAUUUUCGCAGUGGGUUAUGGAAUGGCAACGGAUUUAGCGAGGCACCAAACUACAGGUCGAAUCCCAUCUUUGAUUAUGAUUUUAUCUGGAACGAAAGUGAGGUUUACUAUGUUUUUUCCCUCAAAGACAAAUCAGUGAUGUAUAGGUUAGUUUUGAACCAAACCCAAAGUCAAAGACAAAGGUAUAUAUGGAGCCCAGAAACUCAAACAUGGAAGUUAUUUGCAGUCCAGCCAGAUGGAAACUGUGACAAAUAUGGACUUUGUGGUCCAAAUGGGAACUGUGCUGAUGAGCUCCCGGCUUGUCAAUGUUUGACAGGGUUCAGGCCGAAAUGGUUCGAGAGAUGGAACUCAUCGGAUUGGUCAGACGGGUGCAUACACAGUAAGCCAUUGAACUGCCAGAGUGGAGAUGGGUUUAUCAGAAUUGGGAGGAUGAAAACCCCGGACUCCGCAAAUUCUUGGGUUAAUAAAACUAUAAAUCUCAAGGAAUGUAGGGCUAAGUGCUUGAGGAACUGUUCUUGCAUGGCCUUCACUAAUUUAUUUGUUACAAAAGGAGGUAGUGGAUGCGUCAUGUGGUUCGAUGAUUUACUUGAUAUCAAAUAUCAAUCAGAUGGUCAGGAUCUUUACAUCAGAGUGUCUGCUUCAGAAGCAGAAAGAAAGAAAAUGGCUAAGGUGAAGCUUGCCAUCAUACUCGCGAUAGUAAUUGUGGUGCUUUUGGGGUUUCUUUUACUCGUUUAUCACUUACGCAGAAGCAGGAGAAAGUUAAAAGAUGAAGUGGAAGACAAUAAUCUAUAUGAUGGAGAGGAUGAAGACGAGAAUGAAGAUAUGGAUGUUGCAGUAUUCGAGUUUGGUACGAUAGCUCAAGCUACUGAUUCUUUUUCAUUUAUGAACAAGCUAGGUCAAGGAGGUUUUGGUCCUGUUUAUAAGGGGACACUAGCAAAUGGACAGGACAUUGCAGUGAAGAGACUUUCAAAGAGUUCCGGACAAGGACCCAACGAGUUUAAGAACGAAGUAAAGUUGAUCGCCAAACUUCAGCAUCGGAAUCUUGUAAGGCUUCUUGGUUGUUGCAUUCAUGGAGAUGAGAGAAUGCUGGUUUACGAAUACAUGCCUAAUGGAAGCCUUGACAAAUUCAUUUUUGAUGAAACGAGAUGCACAGUUUUAACUUGGUCUAAGCGUUUCCGGAUUAUCUGCGGGGUUGCUAGGGGACUACUCUACCUUCAUCAAGACUCAAGGUUGAGGAUUAUCCAUAGAGAUCUUAAAGCUAGUAAUGUUCUACUUGAUAGUGAGAUGAACCCAAAAAUUUCGGAUUUUGGCAUGGCAAGAACUUUUGGAGGAGAUCAAAUAGAAGCCAAUACCAAUAGAGUAGUCGGAACUUAUGGUUAUAUGGCACCAGAAUAUGCUAUCGAUGGGCUGUUUUCUGCAAAGUCUGAUGUUUUUAGCUUUGGGAUAUUAUUGUUGGAGAUUAUAAGUGGAAGAAAGAAUAGGGGAUUUUAUCAUUCAAAUCAAAGCGGAAACCUUAUUGAACAUGCAUGGAGGUUAUGGAAAAAGGGCAAGCUUUUGGAUCUUGCUGAUGGAUUCUUAGUAGAGACCGGAGAUCUAUCCAAGUUGUUACGAUGCAUGCACAUUAGCCUUUUCUGUAUACAACUGUAUCCUGAGGAGAGACCGAGCACGGCAUCCGUGGUUCUAAUGUUGGGAAGUGAUAAUGAAUUGCCUUUGCCUAAAGAACUUGGUUUCUUAUUUCACAAGAAACCCUUUGAAGCAAAUUCUUCACCUGGAAACGACGGAUCAUCUUCAAGAAAUGAAAUAAGUUCAUCACUAUUAGAAGCUAGAUAAGAAAAGGUUAUAUAGUUCAUUGAAUCUGUUAUGGUCCAGGCUAUCGAUAACAAUUUCUGUCCCAUGUUCCUUACAAAUGCCUAUUGUGAGAAUGUAUCUGAAAUUAAAAUUCGAGGAUUGAUCUAUUGAAGGAUCAAUAUGAAGCUUCAUAUAGUUAAGAUAUAUGAAUUCUAGGUGAUCUCAUCAUUUAUAAGUUAUUGACUACGUACUUCUUUUUUGCUAUAUUUGUGCAAGAUCAAGAACCAUCUUUUUUUUCAAUUUUUCACAAAGCAGUUAAAAAUAAAGGAACGUUAUCUUUUAUACCCUAUUGAUCUCCUUCUUCCUCAUUUCUAUUUGUAAUUUUCCACUUGUAUCUUUUGUAGUAAAACAUAUUUUAUAGUGUCUGUUAGAACAAA